GUGCUAGACAAUUGGAGUCCUAUUCAGAAAAUAAUUCUAUCUUCCUAUUUUUUACAGAGGUACUUUUCAAUGUUUCAGGUCGUACGUUAAGAUCUUUGAUCCACACGCGACUGCGGGCGUGGAAGGGGAGGAAUCUGGAAGGGUGUCCCACAGGGACACUUCAGGGUCAAUUUGGGCAAAGUUGUCCUCUUCGUCCAAACUGCCGAGUUACCUGUGCGAUGCUGGCGGAGUGGAGCUGUAGCGCUCGAGGGAAAGGGCGUGGUCCGUCCCAGAGUUUUCGGAGAGGGGCGUGGCCCGCGCAGGGGCGUGGCCUCCAAUGGCGCGUCGUCGAGGGGCGUGGCCUCCCCGCGGGCCCGGCGGCCCCAGCCGGUUUUCCCAGCGGGUGAGCAACGGCGCAGCUGGGCCAUGGCGGGCGGCGGUGCAUCCCGACGGCCGCUGCACUCGGAGCAGGCGGUGGACGUGGCCUCGGCCUCCACGUUCCGGGCCUUCGAGAUACUGCACUUGCACUUGGACUUGCGGGUCGAGUUCGGACCGCCGGGGCCGGGGCCGGGCAGCCGGGGGCUGAGCGGCACGGCGGUCCUGGAACUACGCUCCCUGCGGCCCGAAGGCGCCACCGAGCUGCAGCUCGACUCGCACCCGUGCCUCGAGGUGACGGCGGUGACCCUGCGACGGGAGCGGCCCGGCUCGGAGGAGUCGCCGGCGGAGUCCGUGCCCUUCCACACGCGGCCCUUCUCGCACUACGGCCAGGCUCUGUACGUGGCCUUCCCGCAGCCCUGCCUGGCCUCGGAGCGCUUCCAGCUGGUGCUCAGCUAUCGCGUCGGGGAGGGACCCGGGGUUUGCUGGUUGGCUCCAGAACAGACAGCAGGAAAGAAGAAGCCCUUUGUCUAUACCCAGGGUCAGGCUGUCCUAAACCGGGCCUUCUUCCCUUGUUUCGACACUCCAGCAGUGAAAUGCAAAUAUUCAGCUCUUAUUGAGGUCCCAGAUGGCUUCACAGCUGUGAUGAGUGCAACCACCUGGGAGAAGAGAGGUCCAAAUAAAUUCUUCUUUGAGAUGCGCCAGCCCGUCCCUUCCUAUCUGAUAGCUUUGGCCAUUGGAGAUCUGGUUUCGGCUGAGGUUGGACCCAGGAGCCGGGUGUGGGCAGAGCCCUGCUUGAUUGAAGCCGCCAAAAAGGAGUACGACGGGGUGAUAGAAGAAUUCCUGGCAACAGGAGAGAGGCUUUUUGGACCGUAUGACUUGCUCUUCAUGCCCCCUUCCUUUCCAUUUGGAGGAAUGGAGAACCCUUGUCUGACCUUCGUCACCCCCUGCCUGCUAGCAGGGGACCGCUCCUUGGCUGAUGUCAUCAUCCACGAGAUCUCCCACAGUUGGUUUGGGAACCUGGUCACGAAUGCCAACUGGGGGGAGUUCUGGCUCAAUGAGGGCUUCACCAUGUAUGCUCAGAGAAGGAUCUCCACCGUCCUCUUCGGGGCUGCUUAUACCUGCUUGGAGGCUGCAACGGGCCGGGCUCUGCUGCGGCAGCACAUGGACAUCACGGGAGAGGACAACCCGCUCAACAAGCUGCGGGUGAAGAUUGAACCAGGUGUUGACCCAGAUGAUACCUACAAUGAGACCCCCUAUGAGAAAGGUUUCUGCUUUGUCUCAUACCUGGCCCACUUGGUGGGUGAUCAGGAUCAGUUUGACAGAUUUCUCAAGGCCUAUGUGGAUGAGUUCAAAUUCCAAAGUAUUGUAGCUGAAGACUUUCUGGAAUUCUACUUGGAAUAUUUUCCUGAGCUGAAAAAAAAGAAAGUGGAUUCCAUUCCAGGUUUUGAGUUUGAUCGAUGGCUGAAUAGCCCUGGUUGGCCUCCCUACCUCCCUGAUCUCUCCCCUGGGGACUCGCUUAUGAAGCCGGCUGAUGAACUAGCUGAGCUGUGGGUAGCCACAGAGCUGGACACACAGGCCAUUGAAACAGUGGCCAUCUCGACCUGGAAGACCUACCAGCUGAUCUACUUCCUAGAUAAAAUCCUCCAGAAAUCUCCACUCCCUCCUGGGAAUGUGAAAAAACUUGGAGAGACAUACCCAAAGAUUUCAAAUGCCUAUAAUGCUGAGUUGCAGCUACGAUGGAGCCAAAUUGUCCUGAAGAAUGACUACCAGGAGGAUUUCUGGAAAGUAAAGGAGUUCCUACAAAGCCAGGGAAAGCAGAAGUACACUCUCCCACUGUACCAUGCGAUGGUGAGUGGCAGCGACGUGGCCCAGACCCUUGCCAAGGACACUUUUGCAUCCACUGCCUCCCAGCUUCACAGCAAUGUGGUCAACUACGUCCAGCAGAUCUUGGAGUCCAAGAGUAGUUAGAGGCUCCUGGUCUCUGCCUUGUCAGCCUUCGUGGCUUUCAGAAUAACUGUUCCCAGAUUCCAGUUCUCCAGGCAGUGACCUUAAGUUUCUGUCCUCUCAGGAUUAUCUGUUCUCUGGACUUAGGUGCCUCUGCCUCUUGUGCCUCUGCCUCUUGUGCCUCUGCUGUGGUGGGAACUUCUGGCUCACUGAGAACUGAGACCUGAAGUUCUUCCCACAGCUCCCCUCCAUGCAGGCUGCUCCCUUGGUGAAAAUAGUCUGUCUCUCCCUCCUUCCCACUCAAGUCUCUGGGGAGAGGCAGAGAAUUUUUCUUUCUUUUCUUUUUUUCCUUUUUUUAAAAAUAAGUGUUUUUCAACAAAAAGUAGGUAAAUUGGAGUUAGCAAUUAAAUGACUAUUAAAUUUCUUCUGCCUUGGAUUUCUUCUGUGUGUUUGGAGAAGGUCACUGGGGAGACCUGAGGAAUGGGUGUUUCCCUGUCUUUAGGGAACUGCCAGGCUGAAGAAGGUAGCAGCCCCACACAUGACUGAAAAAAAAUACAUAGCCCUAUGGUGUGGCUGUUGCAGGGAACACGUACAAGUGGAU
This is a messenger RNA of Castor canadensis (American beaver), 2902 nucleotides long. Lineage: Eukaryota; Metazoa; Chordata; Mammalia; Rodentia; Castoridae. The record is from RefSeq and is a predicted model, not a curated record.